CUGUCAUCCGCACAGGAAUCUUCUGUUUUCCGUGUCACUUUUCCAUCAUUGUUGACAUAGCCUGGAAAAGCCAUGGCAGUCUAUAACCCAUUCAUUAUUGCUCGGUCUUAUGUCUCCGAGAUGGAGAUCCUGAACGGAUUCUAUCUCUUAUACCAACCAGCUCUCGCGGUUCAAGCUCCCUCUCAGUUACCCGUCUCGCUUUCGAUUCGACACAUGCAAAUAGAAUCAGGAUCGCAACCAUGGCGCCACCAGCUGUUCUUGUGAGACCGGUAACACCGGAUUCUGUUCCUUCGAAUGAUAUUUCGACUCCGGCUAGCGAUGCUGCAUCGCCCGCAACGUCCGUGAACGAGGUCGAGGAGAGGCCUAUCUACACCAUUGAUGAUUUGUUACGGGCGAGAGCCGAGGGUGAUAAAGCUGAUGAGGCUAUUGUUGCGUACCCGUUUAAGGGCACGGAGUACACGUACUUUACUCCCCGGGAGUUACACAAUCUCGUCGAAGCCGCAGCAGUCAAUUAUGCACAAGUCAUCCCACAACGACGAACAUCCGAUGAUCCCGUACAAGUUGUUGGUUUGCUCGGUCCGUCGGACUUUGAGUACUUGAUCACACUCCUUGCCGUCUCGCGGUUGGGUCAUACCGUGCUCCUGCUUUCGACUCGCAUCGCGGAAGAUGCGUAUGUUAGUCUUGUCGAGAGUACAAAGGCUGCAUUCUUGAUCGCGUAUCCUGCUUUUCAAAAUGUUGCGGCGAAGGUCUCAGCGCGCACGGGGAUUGUGCUACAACCUGUAUUGACAAGGGAGAAUUUCAACUAUUCUACGGCACGAUUACCGCAAGCGCAGCUUGAUGGCCCUGUUGAAAAUAAGAAUAUUACGUGGAUCAUCCAUUCCAGCGGGUCAACAGGGCAUCCGAAGCCCAUAUUUCAGACACAUUCGGGCGCGCUGAAGAAUUAUGCGAACAACUUCGGUCUAAGGGGGUUCAUUACGCUGCCUCUUUACCAUGCGCAUGGAAUUAGCUGUCUGUUCCGAGCUAUUCACUCUCAGAAGCCAAUCUACAUGUAUAAUGCGGAACUUCCGUUGACUGGCCCGCACCUGCUCACUACGCUCCAGGAGCAUCCGGACAUCGAAGUCCUCUACACCGUACCGUACGGCUUGAAGCUCCUGUCUGAAUCUGAGGAAAGCAUGAAGGUUCUUGCGCGGUUGGAACUCGUCAUGUUUGGAGGAUCCUCCUGCCCCAAACCCAUUGGCGAUAAGCUUGCACAGAAUGGCGUGCGACUUGUUUCCCACUACGGGACUACCGAGACUGGCCAGCUCAUGACAUCCUUCCGAGAACGGUCCGAUAUAGAUUGGGAUUAUGUUCGGCCUGGACCCUCUCUGCUGCCAUAUAUCCGAUGGGAUGAGCAGAUGCCGGGUUUGUAUGAGCUGUGUGUCCUAGAGGGAUGGCCGUCAAAGGUGGUCAGCAACCGGCCUGACGGGGCAUAUGCGACGAAGGAUCUUUUCGAGAAGCACCCUACCAAGAAGAAUGCGUGGCGGUAUUAUGCCCGACUAGACGAUACACUUGUUCUGGAGAACGGAGAAAAGGCAAAUCCUCUGGUCAUCGAAGGCGUCGCUCGCAAUCACCCGAAUGUCGCCGAGGCUAUCGCUUUUGGCGCGAAUAGAUCUCGGCUAGGUCUAUUCUUGAUUCGUGUGGAGGGACGUACCGAUGAGACGGACGAGCAAGUUAUUGAUUCUGUGCUUCCGGCGAUUGAAAAGUGCAACGCAGAGAGCCCUGCUUAUGCUUAUAUUUCGCGCGAUAUGAUCCGUGUGUUGCCUGCAGAUACCGUUUACCGCAAGACGGACAAGGGAACGGUCAUUCGGUCUGCAUUUUACCGUGACUUUGCAGAACAGAUUAGCCAGGUUUAUGACCAAGAAGAUGCUAGUGGAAGUCAGAUCCUUGAGGGCGAUGGAUUGGCUUCUUUCCUUCGCGACAGCCUGCUCGAUAUCACCUCUAUCGAACCUUCUGCGUUGCAGGACACAACCGAUGUGUUUAGCCUAGGCGUCGACAGCUUGCAAUCUAUCCGUCUGCGGAGUAUUAUCCUGAAGACGUUGAGCCUCGGUGGCCAGAAGCUUUCUCAGAACUUUGUGUUCGAAAAUCCAUCUAUCCAGGCCAUGGCUGAAGAGCUUACCCGGUUAAGAACCGGACACGAAAGCCAGGAACAGGCCCCGGUUGAAGAGCGGAUGGCAGCUCUCGUUGAGAAGUACAGCCAAAAUUUCCAGACGCAUGUCCCCAUUCCCAGAGAAGACGACGGUGAGUAUGUCGUCGUUACUGGCGCGACUGGUUCCCUAGGCGCACAUGUUGUCGCCCAGCUUGUCCAGUCAGAACGAGUUCGUAAAGUGUAUUGUCUCGUUCGCGCCCCAACUCCUCUAUCGGCCUUCCACCGAGUUCGCCAGAGUCUUCACGCCCGUUUCCUCUCGACGGACAUUACGCCCGACGCAGAAUGCAAGAUUGCCGCCUUACCAGCUGACCUCUCCAACAGUACCCGGCUAGGGCUUGAUCAAGCUGUCUACGAAAACAUCAUCGACUCUGUCACAGCAGUAAUCCACUGUGCCUGGUCGGUCAACUUCAAUUGGUCUCUUGAGAGCUUUGAACAGCCUUGCAUAGCUGCUACUCGGAACCUGAUUGAUCUGUGUCUCGAGACCCGCGGACCAGCUCCCGCGAACUUUUCCUUUUGCUCGUCUGUCAGCACAGUCGCUCGUACACCAGGCAACUGGGUCAGCGAAACACUUCCAGAGUCACUAAGUCACGCCCAGUCCAUGGGCUACGCGCAGUCGAAGCUCGUGACCGAGCACAUCGUGAGCCGUGCUGCCCAGGCCACGAAUAUCACUUCUCGCGUACUUAGAGUAGGUCAGAUUAUUGCGGACACAACACAUGGAAUCUGGAACGCUACCGAGGCGAUACCUAUGAUUUUCCAAUCAGCCGAGACAAUCAAGGCCCUUCCCCUGCUCGACGACAUUCUCUCCUGGACGCCCGUCGACACAAUCGCCUCCGCUGUCAUCGAAGCCACCCGCUCACCAACCGGCUCCGAAGUCCUGAAUAUAACAAACCCAACCCUCAACCACUGGAGCCGGGACCUCCUCCCACUUCUUGCCUCAGCAGGCCUGGAAUUUGAUCCUCUCCCGAAAAGGGAAUGGCUAGAUCGUCUCCGUAAAUCCAACCCUGACCCAUCAGCCAAUCCUCCCAUCAAACUCCUGGACUUCUUCGCAAAGAAGUACGACAACGACAACCCAACACGCGUCCUCUUAUACGACACGAAGAAGAGCCAAGUCGCCGCGCCGUCUCUCCGAAACGCAGCAGGCCUCACCCCAUACUUCGUGUCAAAAUUCAUAUCCUACUUCCGUCGACAAGCUUGGCCCUCCACAAACCAACCGACUAUACUUCCACAGGUAGGGAACGUUAUCUUCUUAACAGGUCCCUGCGGCUCCGGCAAAACAACUGCUUCGCACUUUCUCUCAUCCGCAUUCGACGUAACUACGAUUGAAGGCGACGACCUGCACUCCCGCACAUCAAGAGCAAAAAUGGCCUCAGGGAUCCCUCUCACAGACUCAGAUAGAUGGGAAUGGCUUUCGCACAUCAAGGGAGCCGUAAUGGACCGCCUCCUACAGCCGUCCACAUCGCAAUCUGCAGUCGUCGUCACCUGCUCCGCCCUGAGAAAGGUGUACCGUGAUCAACUGCGCAGCUUGGCAUACCUUCUUGAGUUUCCCGUGAAAGUGACAUUUAUCCAUCUGUCUGUUGGGAAGGAAGCGAAGAGCGAGUUGAAGGGGAGGUUGUUGGCGCGUUCGAGAGAAGAGGGCCACUACAUGCAGCAGGGGAUGGUUGAUUCGCAGCUGGAGGUUCUGGAGAGCCAUGAGGGAGAGGGAGAUGUUGUUAUUGUUGAUGCGGUCCGAGGAAAGGAUGAGGUUCUGGCAGAGGUGGAGGGGAUUGUUCGGGGGAUCCUUGGUGUUUAGGAUGUUGUUCGAUAAAACUGAUGAAUUCCAUGUUGACUAAAUCCAUUUGGAAUUCCUAUCUCCAUCAACCGUACAGAAACGUUGAAGAGUUUGAGAAUGACAGGCGCCUCGACGAAGAUAAAGAUCAAGAAGAAGGAAAGCGAAAAUGCGAGAGGAGGGGUAGAGGAGAAAAUAACAAGGUCCAUAUGAGACAGGUGGCUCCGGAAGAAAAAUCAGAAGAGGGUAAGAAUGGAAAAUAAAGAUAUGUUGUUACCAGGUUGGUGUGGUAUUGCUGAAUGUAUUUCCUGGGGAAAUCCAUGAUUGUGCACAUUAUCUAUUUCUUUUCAAUUUUAUCCAUUUAUGC
This is a messenger RNA of Aspergillus calidoustus, 4317 nucleotides long. The record is from the annotation of a GenBank genome assembly. NCBI's taxonomy places the organism in Eukaryota, Fungi, Ascomycota, Eurotiomycetes, Eurotiales, Aspergillaceae.